AUGGUUGCCAAUAUUGGCGUCAUCAACCCGACUAAUGUGGAAGCAACGGCGUAUAUUAGUGCAGUAGCGGCGUUUGCCGUGGUCGUCCUUGUUUUGCUCCUAUUCCUGGGAAGAAGAUGGUGCUACUCAGCAGUCUUCAAUCGAAAGUGCUGCGAUGAUAUACUAGCCGUAAAAUCUCAUGCUCCGGACCCGAGCCUGCCACUUGACAAUGCUCAAUUCGAUGCUUUGUCGAACCCGAAACAUUACCCCGAACGCAUAUUCACGUUCGAGGCCUCCGAUUCGGACGAGGAGCUGCGCUUGCGCAUACAACAGGAUAAGGAAGAAGUAGAGUGUCGCUACGAGGAGAAGAAUGAAAAUAUUUCAGCGUCCGCGAAGGUAGAGGUGCAACUCGUCGAGACCGCUCUACGGGAGACUAGCUUGAGAGAGACCAAAAUCGACGAAGUUGUUCCUAAAAAGGCGGAUUAUAUUCAUACACUAGAAGCACAGAGCAGUGUGGACAGCGAUGUUAUUGCACAUAAUGAUACAUCACUUCUUUGCGGUGAGAGCAGCAGUUCAACGGAGCGCGGGUCCGUUGAACUGACGCUGUUGUAUGACGCACCCGUGCGCAGCAUGACGGUGCAUGUGCUACAAGCACGAGGGCUGCAGCAUCGUUCACAAGGACAAGUGUUACAGAGUCAGGCGAGAAUUGUACUUUUGCCAUUGAAGAAGCAAAAAUACAAAUCGAAGAUCCGCAAUGGAGAGAACCCUCAAUACAUGGAGAGCUUUGUCCUACAUAAAAUCAAUCCAGAGGAUGUCCACGGGCUUGGUUUACGCAUCCGUAUUUACGGCUGUGAACGUAUGCGACGUCAACGACUCCUAGGUGAAGCGGCCGUCAGCUUUGCCGCCCUCAACUUGGAGCUCGAGAACAAUCUGUGGCUUCAGCUCACCCCACGCCAGCACCACCAGCCCACCUUACAACUGCCAAAGCUGAUGCUGGACAGUUCUGUAACGGGGGUGCUGGCGAGUCCGUCGUCGAUCACGACGCCGAUGUCACCCAGCGGCGGCAAUGGCGCGGGCGAGUCGUGCAGCCUGGCGCGCUCCGACUCCGCCUCGUCCUGCUGCAGCGUGCGCUCCGCACCAGAGUUGCUGCUCGGUCUGCAGUACAGCCCCACUACUGGACAUUUGUCUGUGGAGAUUAUAAAGGGUACGCACUUCCGUAAACUGUCGCCAAAUAAGGCGCCAGACACAUAUGUGAAGCUCUGCCUAAUAAGUUCGUUGGGUAUGGAGAUGGGACGGUGCAAGUCCACGACACGGCGAGCGCAGUCUAACCCACUGUACAAGGAGCUGUUUAUUUUUCAGGUGGCACUCUUCCAAUUGACCGAAGUAACACUUAUGGUGUCCGUAUGGUGGCGACGCAGCGUGAAACGUAACGAGAUGGUCGGAUGGUUCUCUUUAGGGCAUAGUUCUUCAGGACGUGAAGAAGAGCGACAUUGGAAAGAGUUGUGUGAACGACCGGGAGAACAGGUACAACGAUGGCAUGUGCUGCUGGAUUCCUGA
Messenger RNA from Parnassius mnemosyne (clouded apollo), 1536 nucleotides. The record is from the annotation of a GenBank genome assembly. Lineage: Eukaryota; Metazoa; Arthropoda; Insecta; Lepidoptera; Papilionidae.